UAGAGGGCACUGUAGUAAAUGGGAUUGUCUUCCCGUGCUGACUUUUCCAUCUCUGUGCGGCUCCGUUACUGUUCAGUCCUCCCCAGCUGCAGGCUGAGUGUGCGGUGUGCUCCACACAAUGUGCUUUAGAUGAGUAGAAAACUGUUUCUUGCAUGAUGAAGAGCCAGAGAAGAAGUGGAUGGUGAGGAUGUGGGAGAUGCUGCAGAGGUAGAGCAUCUUAAACUGAUUUUGACCUUUGACAUUCGAACAUCAGAGGGGAAAAGAUGAGGCCUCCAGUCUCUUGUAGAAAAGCUCUGCAGGUGUCUCUGCUCCUCCUUCUGGCUGGACACCUGCACUGCAGACUCACCGCCCCGGCUCUUUUGAAAGCCCCGGUGGGCAAACCCUUCACUCUGACCUGCAGCAUUUCCAGGGAUCGAGGUGAAUCUGUCAGGCAGGUGCGUUGGCUGGACGUCCAGAAUCAGACCCUGCUGAGCUACCAGCCAAUGAACAAAGACAGCGUGAGUGGACAGCAGCACGUGGAGCUGGCCCCGUCCUCCUCAAAAGACUCCUCGUCCAUCAUCAUCCACAGGGUGGGCUUCCGCGAUGAAGGAUGCUACACCUGCAUCUUUGAUCUGCAGCCUUCUGGUUCGAAGCAGGGACAGACAUGCCUCACUGUUGAUGCCCAAGUCACUUCAGACAGAAACAAAACAGCAGUGAGCGGCAAGCGGGCCUCCCUCUCCUGCUCCUACGGGUUGCCUGAAAAGGUGAAGCAGGUCAUGUGGUUGCACUCUCCAACUGGUGGUCAGCCUUCAGAGGUGGCCUCCUACGCCCAGAGGAGCGACCCCAUGAUCGAGCCCGCGUACCAGGGGAGAGUCUGGCUCACCCCCUCCCUUUCGGACAGCCAGCUCACCAUCCAGCCUGUCGCCAUCCAGGAUGAGGGCUGCUACACCUGCACGUACGAAACUCACUCAGACGAGAAGAAGAGCUCUGUGGUCUGCCUCUCUACCUACGUCCUGCCCAAACCCCAGGUGAGCUACAGGACAACCUCCCCAGGUGUGAUCGAGGCCAACUGCACCUCCAUGUCCCGGCCCCCGGUAGAGAUUGUGUGGAACGUGGAGACGGACAACCGCACCAUCGGUGCCCCCCUGACCUCACAGCUCCCCCAGGAGGACGGCACCACUCUGGUCGUCAGUACGCUGACCGUCCAAUCGGGGCUGCUGAAGGACGUGUCCGUCAAAUGCUUGGUGCACCACAAAGGGCUGGAGUCUCCGAUCGCUGUGUCCAUGAAUACUAAAAUUGGCACCGCUCUCACCAUCCUCAUCUCAGUUACCACCGUAGCAGCUCUGCUGGUUUUGUCCCUCUGCUUCUGUCUUUGGAAGUGCUUCUUGCACAAAGAAGAUAAUUAACAUUACACAUGGAACCAGUAGCAGAAAAGAAGAGGCUAAGAUGGAGUCCAUGAAGGAUCACUUUAUGGAUGCAAAGGGAAUCCUUUCUCAAACACCUGCACAGGAAGACAACCAGUACAAUCCUGUCUCUGAUCAUCCACAUUCAGAACUGCUCUGCUGUUUUAAUGUCAGACGCUUGUCCUCACACGCUGUCUAUGGCCCAGUCAGAGCCCCAUGCAAUUAAAAAUGAGCACUACUAUGCAUUAGCUGACAGCAUUGGCUUCUCAGCUUACGUACAGAUGUCAAUCACAGAGUGUCCACACUCGUUUGCAAAAGUAAAUUGAUGCUAAGUUAUGGACAAGUUUAUAUAUAUAUAUAUAUAUAUAUAUAUAUAUAUAUAUAUAUAUAUAUAUAUAUAUAUAUAUAUAUAUAUAUAUAUAUACAUACAUACACAUACAUAUACAUAUAUGCAUACAUAUACAUAUACUGUAUAAGCAUAAACCAAUGUGUAUUCCCUCUGUCGGCCGACUAGAAGUGAGCAUUCACAAGCGUGAGGCAUUGCUUCCAGCUGUAAUCAUGGAAGUAAGGAGAGGGGCUUAGGGUGUGAUACAUUUUUCCACCUCUAGAUGGUGCCCUCUGACACAAAGUCUAGAUUUCUGCUUUCAUUGGAGGGUUGAGAGGGUGGGUGAGAAUUGCUGCUUGUUAGAUAUUUAUGUGACCUUGGAUUUUAACAGAACAGAUGUGAAACAAAUGCAAUGAUGCUUCUAAGUAAUGUUUUGUUCAUCAUCCUAGUAAUUUUUCAAAACCAAGAUUUGUGUUACUGAAGUGCAUGAUUUGCAGUCACUGACAGAAAUGGGGUUUAGUCAUUAAAAGCUUUGAUGUGUUUUAUUUUUUGUUUUAUAAGAGCAUUUAGUAGUCUCCAGACUUUAGCUACUCUGAGUUCUUCUGCUAGAAAACAAGAUAUUUUAAUGAAAACGUAUGUAUUUGGAGCAAAUACAAAAAAAUUAAACAAACUGAAUUAUUUAAGAAUGAGAAAUAUCUUUGAAUCCUGAUUCGAUAAAGCCUAAAUGUCACAUCUCUGCUGUCUUUAUAUUAAAUUGGAUUCAUAGAGGUAUCAGAUUGUCUCCUGAUGUGCAAAACCUGCCUGUCAGAUCCUCGUCUUUGGUGCAGUUUUUCAGUCACAGUUUUGAGAAGUUUGAAGUUCCUGCAGAGGACGGUUCUGCUUUGAUGCAUCUUUAAACUCUGGAACAUGUAUGACUUUAAGAAACAUGCUUGAUUUAUUUUCAAAUCGCACACAUUAGAAAUGUUUGAAAGUUUGCUUGACGUAUUUGUGUCCACAUGUAAAAGCUGACAGUAUGGAAUAUUAGUUCAAAGAUCUAUUGUUACCUUAAUAAAGGUAUAUAUGUCUCAA
This is a messenger RNA of Nothobranchius furzeri (turquoise killifish), 2775 nucleotides long. Its product is annotated as OX-2 membrane glycoprotein. Gene Ontology annotation, biological process: negative regulation of neuroinflammatory response; heterotypic cell-cell adhesion. NCBI's taxonomy places the organism in Eukaryota, Metazoa, Chordata, Actinopteri, Cyprinodontiformes, Nothobranchiidae. Gene Ontology annotation, molecular function: cell-cell adhesion mediator activity. Gene Ontology annotation, cellular component: neuronal cell body; cell surface; axon. The record is from RefSeq and is a predicted model, not a curated record.